This is a messenger RNA of Pterocles gutturalis (yellow-throated sandgrouse), 966 nucleotides long. RefSeq names its product opticin (gene OPTC). The record is from RefSeq and is a predicted model, not a curated record. Gene Ontology annotation, molecular function: protein binding. Lineage: Eukaryota; Metazoa; Chordata; Aves; Pterocliformes; Pteroclidae. The transcript has 6 exons. The annotation marks the transcript as partial.
UGUCUGGGGGCAGCGUGGGCUGUGCCAGCCAAGGAGAGGAGGAAGGCAGAGAAGGCAAAAGCUGACCUUGCACUCUACGAAAACCUGGACCUGGAUAACUACGACCUGACACUGGAGAACUACGGUGAGAUCCUUGACCUGAGCAACUAUGAGGAGCUGUACGACUAUGGGGACCUUGUUCCAAAGAUCGAGGUUGGCACCCUGGCUCCUCGCCCCAAGGACCCCGUGGCUCUCCCAGACCAGGGUACCACGACUGAAACCCCACAGCUGCAGCCUCUGACCGCCGCCAGCCCCAUCCACCCAGCACCCAUCCCCGCGCAGGCCCUCCCCAGCUGCCUGCGCUGCCUGUGCAUCGGCACCUCCGUCUACUGCGACGACGCCGACCUGGAGCACAUCCCACCGCUGCCGCCGGAGACCACCUACCUGUACGCCCGCUUCAACCGCAUCGGCACCAUCCGGGCCAGCGAUUUCACCGGGCUGAGUACGUCGAGGCGAGGGAAGGGCAGGGCUCUGCAACAGGGCACAGAGGGAAUCAGGGGUUCUGCGUGGGUCCCUGUCCAUCUCCUCCCUCCUCUCCCCCAGAGAAGCUGAAGCGAGAACAGGCUGACGGCGCUUCCGGAGCUGCCCCGCACCAUCGUCCGCCUGGAUGCUCGACUCAACAGGAUCCCCAGCACCGGCCUCCGGCCGGAGGCUUUCCGGGACCUGAAGCAGCUGCAGUUUCUCCAUCUGUCCGAUAACCAGCUGGACUAUAUCCCCGCACCCCUGCCUGAGAGCCUGCGCUCCCUGCACCUCCAGAACAACAACAUCCAGACCAUGCACGAGGACACGUUCUGCGACAGCCAAGACCACAGCCAGAUCCGCAGGGCGCUGGAGGACAUCCGCCUCGACGGCAACCCCAUCAACCUCAGCCUCUUCCCCAACGCCUAUUUCUGCCUCCCCCGUCUGCCCACCGGCCACUUCUUCUGA